AUGAUUCAAAGUGCAUUGAAUUCAUAUCAUACUAAUAAAACAGUAACAACACAAAAGUCAAGACAACUUUAUAAUCAACGUAGACGUAUCUUAAAAAAAUACAGUAACAUUGAAAGUCAUAAAUCUAUAAUAAAACAUAGUAACCUAUAUAUAUAUAAGUUAAAACAAUUUCGAAAAAUUAUUCAAGAAGGACCUGACUACGUAUGCAUUUCAUGCGCGUUAGCCCUUUUCCGAAAUCAAGUAAUACCAUUUAUUAAAGAAAAAUAUUCAAAAGAAGGUAUCUUGAGUCAAAUAGAAAAACAUAUUCAAGUUAAUUUUAAUAAUAAUUCUUCGAUGCAACAACAAUGGAUUUGUAGAUUAUGCUCAGAUAAAAUGAAGAAACAGCAAUUACCUGCUCGAGCAAUUUCAAAUAAAUUGGAAGUUUGUAAAAUUCCAUCUGAACUAAAAAGAUUAAACAAUCUUGAAAAACAUCUAAUUGCUUUACGAUUACCAUUUAUGAAAAUCGUAAAUUUAACAUCCGGAAAACUUUCCAGUAGAUUAUCACAAAAAGGGACUAAAGGACCACUUCAUUGCGUACCGUCAGAUGUACAAGAAACUGUAACAACAUUGCCUCGUCCAGUUGAUAAAUCAAUGAUGGUAAGAUUGCAAUUGAAACGUAGAUUGAAAUACAAAGCAAUAUGGGAAGAGCAAUUAAUAAAUCCAACUGAUGUUAGAGAUGCGUUAUUAAUUUUGACAAAAAU
Molecule: messenger RNA, 740 nt
Organism: Rotaria socialis
Lineage: Eukaryota; Metazoa; Rotifera; Eurotatoria; Philodinida; Philodinidae
Source: the annotation of a GenBank genome assembly